This is a messenger RNA of Eruca vesicaria subsp. sativa (arugula), 1200 nucleotides long. The record is from the annotation of a GenBank genome assembly. Lineage: Eukaryota; Viridiplantae; Streptophyta; Magnoliopsida; Brassicales; Brassicaceae.
GAGUCAAGCCCGAGUCACAUCAUCGGCUUUUGGUUUUCUUCUUCCUUUGCAUAAACUCCCCGAAAGACGCAACCUUUUUUGUUUUCUCUCCACGAAUCUCACAGAGAUGAACGCCGCCAUUAGAGCUGCGAUUCAAAGACCGCAGAGCUUAGCUUCUCACCUGAAAACCGCGCUUUUUCAUUCAACCCCAGUCUUGGAACGCAAACGCCGCACUUCCUGGGAAUCGAGAGCAUAUGUUCACAAGAAGAGGAACAGAAGAAUGAGGGAGAAGCAAGAGUUAUUGCGUAAUGUGAAUGCUUUUGCAGCAAACAUGUUUACGAGUUGGCAUGAUGAGUAUGAUGAUGAUGAUGAGCCAUCCUCAAGGAAGCAAAACUCGUGGUACAAAAAAAACUACGCCAAGGAACCUAAAGGGAAAGGGAAGGGCAAACACGGCUCCCAGAGUUGGGGUCCAAGGAACUUUGAUUUUUGCGAAGCUGAUGAUGACUUUGACAUUGACUAUGUAUUCCGAACUGCUUUUGGUGGAUCCCGAGGUUUCUCCUUUUCAUUCACCUAUGAAGAGGAGGAUGAACCUCGAUGGGGUCGGCAUCACUCUUCAAAGUUUUCCAAUAACUCUAAGAGGUCUUGGAGAUCGAAACAUCGAAUAUACGAAGAUGAAGAUGAUGAAGAAGAUGGCUAUACUUCAACAGAAUCCAGUGACUCUGAGUCUGAGCCAAACCUAGCUUCUCAUAGACAAGCUCUUGGCCUGAGUCCUUCAGGUCCAUUAAACCUCAAAGACGUCAAAAAUGCAUUUCGAACUUGCGCUUUAAAAUGGCAUCCAGAUCGUCAUCAAGGCUCUACCAAGGAGGCGGCUGAAGCAAAGUUCAAGCUCUGCAGUGUGGCUUAUGAUUCUUUAUGCGAAAAGCUGGCGGUGAACUGAAGAUGAAAGAGUUUAGAUAGUGUUUGAUUAGAUACUUUCAUACCAAUAAUAUCCAAAGUGUUUCAUUUAAAAAGCUUAUCCUAAAGGCAUAACACCACUACUACAGGAUCCAAGCAAUUACCUUUGUUCUGUCAAUCUCUUAUUAUUGAACUUUCUAAAAUUUAGAACCUAAUAGUGAUUGUAUCACAUCUCUUACUCCUGCGUCUAUGUCUUAACCGGUUUAAUUUGGUCAGAGACCAAGUCAAAGUAAACCGGUUUUCUUGUCUUCAACAAGUGAACUCUCA